Tuber aestivum (summer truffle) is the source of this 152-nucleotide messenger RNA. The record is from the annotation of a GenBank genome assembly. Lineage: Eukaryota; Fungi; Ascomycota; Pezizomycetes; Pezizales; Tuberaceae.
CUGCAUAUCGGGGGAGCGAAUCUGUCGUGCGGCUUCUCCUCGAGCGUGGAGCAGAGGUGAAUGCUCAGGGCGGCUAUUAUGGCAAUGCACUACAAGCAGCUGCAUGUUGUGACAACGAAUCGAUUGUGCGGCUUCUCCUCGAGCGUGGGGCA